UUAUGUUUCACGGAUCCUAAUGGCGUAGGCCCAGUGUAUAGCGGGGCCACUCAAUCAUUCCCAUACUGCUAGAAUAGUGGCGGGACCAUUUUUUAUGAUCCUAUUCACCAUUGUCUAGUUCAUCCUCUUGAGAUUAGCGGAGACGAUCCACGCCCGAUUGAUGUCAGAUAGGGCGAGGUAAUGUCAUGAUGGCUUCGCCCUUCUUCGUCUAUGCCAUCCACCUAGUACGUCACUGGCGAAGUAUCGACGUCGCGGACGGUUAUGCGGACGGUUGUGCGGACGAAACUGAGAAACAAAUAAUGAAUACAAAUACCAAUUGAAAGACGCUCUCUUUCAACUUAUUUCCCAUCAUCAAACAUUCAAAACAACAUCUACCAAGCACAGUCAUCACUUGCCCCUGAAGUCUCAUCCCGAAAAGACUUCCACUACAACUCAAAUCCAUCCACAUACAAAACAAGUCAUCAUGUUCUCCAACACCAUCACCCUCAAGACUGCCCUGCUCGCCACUCUGGCAGCAACAGCACAAGCCGCCGCCGUCCCCCAGAGCGACAACAAGGCGGAGAAGCGGGGGAUCCCCGACAACAACGCGUCGAUCCUGACCUGCUUCCGGCUGAACGACGCCUCGUGCGGGAUGACGGCCAGCUACACCAACGGGCAGGAGCGGCAGACGGUGAGCUACGGCAACUCGGGCACCGUGGGCUGCGCCAUCUCCAUGCUCAACGAGCACUCCAACGACGCCGGGUUCUGGGUCAACGUCGACAUCGUCGGCAGCACCCCGGGCGGCAACAUCGGCUGGAAGCCCAACGGCAACAAGAUCGAGCUCGGCAAGGCCACCACCAGCAACGAGGACGCCGACUACAUCACCAAGAGGUGCCAGGAGGAGUUCACCUGGGGCAACGGCAAGGUUGAUACGAGCAAGAGCGGCGAAAGCUACUGGAACGAGCUGGACACGAAGCUGUAUUAGAAAUAGAAAAAAUUUUCUUCUUCUUCUUGGCAACUACGCAAAGGAAUGCGACCCGUUGCCUGUACAAGUACGGACGAGCUUCAUUUCUAGUGCGAGGUUCUGGAACUGAUAGACAUUAUUUGGAGUACGGGGUGUCACGGUACUGGGUUUCCAAUACACGGUGCGAAAUCGCCAGAGGGGUAGCAUAUUAGUAGGAUUACUAUUCAUGGCC
Messenger RNA from Truncatella angustata, 1175 nucleotides. RefSeq lists its product as uncharacterized. The record is from RefSeq and is a predicted model, not a curated record. Bases 464 to 964 code for a protein of 166 amino acids. The transcript has a single exon. Lineage: Eukaryota; Fungi; Ascomycota; Sordariomycetes; Amphisphaeriales; Sporocadaceae.